Molecule: messenger RNA, 1407 nt
Organism: Plasmodium yoelii
Lineage: Eukaryota; Apicomplexa; Aconoidasida; Haemosporida; Plasmodiidae
Product: conserved protein, unknown function
Exons: 1
Coding region: 1-1407 (468 amino acids)
Source: RefSeq, a predicted model, not a curated record
AUGAAUACGAUUUCAUCAAUGCUAGUUCAAAAAUUAACCCCAAGUGUGAAUUUAAAAAGAAUAAGUUCUGGACAUUUGUUGAAACAUUUUGAAAAUGUGUGUGAGCAUAUAUUUGAUAUAUGCAAAUAUAAAAUAGUAAAAUCAGGGGGUAACAAAAAGUAUCAUAACAAGAUGAUGAAAAUAAAAAAAAAUGUGAGAGUUAGAAUAGAGUCAAGUAAAUAUAAUAGAAUAAGAGAUAAAAGUUUUGAUAAAAUAGAUAAAAAUGAAAUAUUUAAACAAGUUUAUAAAUUUAUGGACAAAUCGAUGGUUUUACUACCUGAGUUUAGUUCUCAGGAUAUGCUUCGUUUAUUAUAUGGGAUAUUAAAAAUAAAAGUAUUUGAUAAAAAUAAAAAAAGACGAAAAAAAGUAUUAAAAUAUAUAGAAUAUUAUAUAUUAGAACAGAAUAUAUUAAAAAAUAAAUGUGAUAAUGUAGAUAAUUUUUGGAAAAAUAUAAGUAUAAAUGAUAUGAUAAUGUUAUUUAAGCUUUUUGUUUUGAAUGAUUGUUAUUCUUAUAAUUUGUUAAAACUUUUAAUUGAAAAUAUUUUAAAAAAUAUAGAUCUUAUGAUACCAUCUGAUUUGGUACUUUUUUUAAAUUCAUAUCAUAUAUAUUUAAAAAAAAAAAAAAAAAUUAAUAGAUAUAAUUUAAGAGAAAUAAAAAUACAAAAUGGUUAUUUACAACAAAUAUAUAAAAAUAUUAUAAAUAAUUUAAAUUUAACAAAUAAGGAAAUAUCACAAUUUGUCUUAUUUUUAUCAAUUGAAAAAAAUUAUAUAAUAUUAAAUAAUAAAAUUGAAAUAUAUACCAAAUUAAUGGAUCAUAUAGAAAAAACAAUUUAUAUGUACUCUCCUAAACAGAUAAGAAGUUUCUUAUUAUAUUUUUUUACAAUACAUAAUAGGAUGUUGAAAAUAAAUAAAUUUAACAAUAGUGAUAAAUAUAAUACGGAUAAAUUUGUAUCUUUUAUGCAAUGUCUAUUUAAACAAUAUAACAAAAGAAGCAUAGAUAUAAAAAUAGAAGAAGAGUUACACAUUUUAAAUAUUUCCUUAAAAAAUAAUUAUUAUGAUUAUACAAGUUUAGAGAAUAUAAUAUUUAAUAUAAAAAAUAAUAUUUCCCAUUUAAGCAACAAUCAAAAUAUUAUAAAAUUUAUUAAUUUAAUUUUAAAAUUUAGAAAUGUAAAUAAGAGUCAUUUCAUACAAAAUGAUGAAAUGCAAUUUGUUAAUUAUAUGAUUAACCAAGUUAUAAUAGAUUGCACAAAUUUUAUUCAGCUUAAAUAUAAAUAUAUUCCUUGGAAAUUUAAACAUAUUUUUAUAAAACAUAAUAUUUAUGAGCUUCUUAAUGGUGGUGCCAAAAGAGGAGUUAAUCAGUUAACCUAG